UAGUGUAGUGUACAGCAGGCAGCGAAGGAGGUUGGUCGGUCGUCGGUUGGUCUUGUUACUUUUGCUUGGAGAGUGAAUCGUCGUUGUUCGUCGAUCGAAUCGAGACUCGAGCGAGGUAAUCAUCAGCAGAGCUGCCGAGCAGUGUUCAAUGUAUGACGGCAGGAGUGAGAGAACGAAAGCCAAAGUGCUAGGUUGUGUGUGCUUUUGCUGCUGCCAGUGGAAGAAAUUGAUCGAAAGGGAAAAAAAUCGUGUGGAAAAAGUUCGAAAAAAAAGGAGUGGAAAAUUGAUAGGCAUUUUAAAGUUCUGACCAGUUUAGUGUGUCCGUCGUCCGGGAUUACUUUUUCACGGCAGAGCUUUCUGGUGCGGUGCCUGACCCAUAGCAUACUGCGUGUGAUGUUUAAGAAGCAUCGUGAAAAAUCGCAUUAAGCAGCCAAAAUUAUCAAAGUAGCUGAACAUUUCGCGUUCGAUCGGUCUCGCGGUCAAAUUCCGGACUGUCAAUUGACCGUGUGGAGCGCACACGGUCGGAGCGGUAUAAAAACAAGUGCAGUCUAGGUUGGGCGCAUAGCACCGGAAUAUCUAAUAAUGUCUGAUAAAGUGUCCAUAUCGCCGUCCAAAAGUCGCAGGCAAUUACGCGAACGGAAACAACGUAAACUGUACUCGGAGGAGUGGACCCUCGGUGACGAUGAUUACGAGGGAGCGCGCGGAUUCAGCGUCGCCGAGAAGCUAGAAUCGGCUCGUUUCGCGCAGUCCGGAAUGGUGCGCGAGAUGAAAGGCAGCGAUCUCACCGUCGGUUUUCUCCAGCAGUACGGCUUCAACAUCCCGCUGCUGUUCAAGGAGAAAACCGGUCUCGGACUGCAAGUGCCAUCUGCCAACUUCACCAUCAACGACGUGCGAAUGUGCGUCGGUUCCCGGCGCAUCCUGGACGUGAUGGAUGUGAACACGCAGAAGAAUGUCGAAAUGACCAUGAAGGAGUGGGAACGGUAUUACGCCGAUCCCAACAAGAAGAAGUUACUGAACGUGAUAUCGCUGGAAUUCUCCCACACCAAGCUGGAGAACUACGUGCAAAGUCCGCAUAUUGUGCGCCAGGUCGACUGGGUCGAUGUGGUUUGGCCGAAGCAAUUGAAGGAGUCCCAGAUCGAGUCGACCAAUGUGGUGAGCGAGAUGAUGUACCCGAAAGUGCAAAAGUAUUGUCUGAUGUCGGUGAAAAAUUGUUAUACGGAUUUCCAUGUGGAUUUCGGUGGGACGUCUGUGUGGUAUCAUAUCCUAAAAGGUAGUAAAGUGUUUUGGUUAAUUCCACCGACGGAGAAGAACUUACUGUUGUAUGAAAAGUGGGUGCUGUCCGGGAAGCAGUCGGAAGUGUUUUUCGGUGAUGCUGUUGAAAAAUGUGCUAGAGUGUAUCUCACUGCCGGAAACACGUUCUUCAUUCCAACCGGUUGGAUCCAUGCAGUUUACACACCGACCGAUUCGUUGGUGUUUGGCGGUAAUUUUCUUCAUUCCUUUGGAAUUGUGAAGCAGCUCAAAAUCGCACAAGUGGAAGAUAACACCAAGGUUCCACAAAAGUUCCGAUACCCAUUCUUCACCGAAAUGCUGUGGUAUGUGUUGGCCAAGUAUGUAUAUACCUUAUUAGGGCACUCACAUCUCGAGGGUGAGCCUGGUCGUGAAGCGGAACUGGUCGGUAAAUCGCACGUACAUUUAACUCACUACGAACUGUUCGGACUGAAAGAAAUUGUAAUGUACUUGUACGAUCUGCCACCACAGAAGAAAAACGUUCCCGAUCUGAUUAAGGAUCCGGUGGCACUGAUCAAGGAUGUUCGAACGCUUGUCGAACGUCACUGUAAGGACAUUCCCGAGCAGGCAAUUACCGGAAUCCCGGUACUUCACCCUGAUCUCAACAAGAGCAAUAAUCCAUACCUUCGUGAGCGUUACGAAUACUACACGGGCGAGGGAGUAAAAACGCCUGGUAUGCUCGAGGAUGAAGGUGAAGGUUCACAAGCCAGCCAGGAAGAAAAUACACAAGAUUCGAUGGUCACUCCACCGGAUCAAAGGUUAGCACAUUCUACGUCACCGAUGGAAAGCAGCAACGCGGCACCCCAGCUGAAUGUCAGUCAGGAUGAUCAGCACCCGAACAGCAACGGUAGCACUAUGGCCGCACCAUCCAAUCAGCAUGACGACGAUCGUAAUUUUGUAUCGCCGCAGCCAACCCGCCCGGGUGGUGGAGGCAUUCGUGGCCCCUACAAGAAAAAUAGUGGUAAUGUUGGCGGUGGUGUAGGUAUGGGUGGUGGCCGAUCUAGUGCAGAAAAACGUGACGGAAAUGGUCCUAGGCGGAGACGAACUCGCUGCAAGAACUGUGAGGCUUGUCAGCGGUCGGAUUGCGGUGAAUGUAGUUUUUGUCUGGACAUGGUGAAGUUUGGAGGGCCAGGACGGGCAAAGCAAACCUGCAUGAUGCGGCAGUGUUUGCAACCGAUGCUACCGGUAACUGCGCAAUGUAUUCACUGCCAUCUGGACGGUUGGAGACAGGCUCCAAUUACUGCGCCGGCGCAGGCGAAACUGCAAGCACAAAUGCAGGAAGGACCUUCAUCGCUGAUGGAGUGUUCGGUCUGUUAUGAAAUUUCCCACCCGGAUUGUGCUCAGCGGCUGGCUCCAGAGAUCGGUGGUAUCGUAAACGAGGAUCUUCCGAACAGUUGGGAGUGUCCGAGCUGCUGCAAGUCGGGAAAGAACACGGAUUAUAGGCCCCGCCACUUUCGCGCACGGCAAAAGUCGUCCGAGAUCCGUCGGAUGUCGGUCAGUAGUGAUGCUUCGUCGGCUCACAAUGCGGACAUUGGCCGGAUAGGUGGUACCGUGAUACAGCAAGCCGUGAGUAGUACCGCUACGGGAGGUGUGCACGGAACCGGCGAGAUGCCCAGCGGAUCACCAGUUGUGGCGCCACGUUUCCAAAACGAUAUGCUGUACGAUUUCACCUCGACGGGUAAUGCGGUCAUCGUCGGUGGCAACGGUGGUAAUAUCCUGCUGGAGAGGAAACCGAAGAUUAAGGAUGAGGAUAUGUCCAGUGGUUCGGAGCAUGAUCAGCACCAACCAAAGCAGGCGAUGGGUGGUGGGUUGGUGAUGCCGUCGAGUAGUUUGCCUGUUAAGAUGGAGUUAAAGGAAGAACCUAUGGAAGCGGGUCACAGUAGUGGUUUGGUUGGGCUGAAAAGCGGAGAUGGAACUGCCGGAGGACACCUGGUUAGUGUGAUGCAAAAAAGGCGGAAGAGUGAUGAUGGGAAUAGUAUGUGUAGUAGUAUGCAAGAUUCAGUGGACAUUAAUGAGCACAAUCACAGUUUACCGAGGAAGAAAUCGUCACUGCGGACCCAGCUGGCACAUCAAAUUCAUAGUUCGUCUACGAAACCGAUGAAGAAACCCCUCUACCCGGUACGGCCUGCUCACGUUCAUCAGCCCGUUCUGUCUCAACCUGGGAAUUAUGCUUUAGAUCCUACCUGCUUACUAGCUGUGUUUCGAUACCUGCCUCCGGAAACUUUGGUGACAUGCUCGCUUGUGUGCAAAACAUGGUCGAACAUUUCGGUAGAUUCUUCUCUGUGGAAGCGCAUGAACUGUGCUGAGUACAAGUUAACCGCUAGUCUACUUACGGCAAUCGUACGCCGUCAACCAGAGCAUUUAAUCAUGGACUGGAUUAGUUUGGGCAAGAGGCAAGUUACAUGGCUGAUCUCGAGAAUUCCUAGUCUGAAGCAUUUAUCCCUACAAGGAACACCAAUUCAGGCGGUUCUCGGACUACACACGUGCUUGUGUCCUCCGUUUCAAAUUCUCGAUCUCAGCUUUGUUGCCGGACUGAAUGAUUCAGCCAUUCGUGAAAUAUUGUCCCCACCGAAAGAUUCCCGCCCAGGUUUAGCCGAUUCCAAAUCCAGACUACGCAAUCUUAAAAUGUUGAAACUAGCCGGAACAGAUAUAUCGGACGUCGCACUACGCUACAUCACCCAAGGGCUACCCAGUCUAACUCAUCUGGAUCUGUCCUCUUGUCAGCGAAUAACUGACGCCGCCAUAGCCCAGAUCGGAACGUCCUCUGCGGCCAUAAAAACGCUAAUCGAGUUAGAUCUCAGUUGCUGCAAGCUAAUCACCGAACUGUCUCUAGACCAUUUGGCCAAGUGUGAUGCCCUAACCCGGCUAGAUCUAAGUCAUGUCCCCCAGGUGACGACACAGGCGGUCAUCAAAUUUGCAUCCACCUCGAAAAAUGACCUGCAACUUCAUGACAUCAAAUUGGUGGACAAGCGAAAAGCGACCCAGUAGAAAUGGACAAGAGCACAGCACGCUUCUUAAUCUGCACCUGCUGCCAUCUGUUUAUAGGAAGAUAUAUUUUAGGUUUGCAACCGUCCAUUUACGGAUGGAGUUGCAGUUCAGAUAGGAACAGUACACCAACUGUAAAGUUGGUAGCAUUUUCCCCACAAAUUUGUCAUCUCAUCCACAAUAAUAGUACUGAUAAGAAAUACAAGUUUACAUUGUAUAAGUGGAACGUGAUUGAGUCCGACAGAAAACAAUGCGUUUUUUCGGUUAGAAUCUAAGGUCCACAAAAAAACUGAAACCAAAGACUAUUUUAAGUUGAGAAUGUUUAGUUCUGCUUACGAUUCAUCUGGAAUUAUGCUAACAAAACACUAGCAGCUAAGGUUUAGCUUAUGUUUAAGUGAAAAGAUUUCCGUUUUUCCGCGAAAAACCGUCAGAUUAGGAUUACAGUUUGGGCGCUUUUGAAGCACGCAAAACUGUAGAUAGUUAGCUCCCUUUUGUAGUGUAAGGGAAUGAGUCGUAUUCAUGUAAGAUGCAUGUGUUGCCAACACAAAUGAGUAAUAAUAAUCGUCUGUGGAAAUAGUGAGAUAGUCUUCGCGGCUUGUAGAAUUUCUGUGUCAGUCUUUUUCCGUCUUCUAUUGUGUAUCGUCUCCUUAAUCUUGGUUUGCGCCGAAUGUCAUUUGUUCUUGUAAUUGCUUGCGACCUUGGUGGAACAAUUGACGCAUGUUACGUGUAUAUCACUAGUAAGAGAAACCGUUGUAACGUAGUGAUAGUUUAUUUUUAACUUUAUCCGUUUAGGCGAUAAUAAAAACUGAUCCCAUUUUUUUCUAAGUAACUUAAUGGCAGCAUUCGACGAAGUAAUUUGCUACAAUCAAUGUCACUUACGAAACAUUUCCCCUCACGUUCCGCGUUCAUAUGCAACAUUAGUGCGAUCUGUUUUGAGAACAAAUAGUUGAAUCCCCGAAAAAAAUCGAGUAGUGCAAAGAAAUCGUAUCCAGUGAGUACCAUGACCAACCCACAUGAAACAGAUGUUACGAGAAUUCUCUUUGCAGAGCUUCAAGAGACACUUAUUUGUAAAUAAAUUGA
Molecule: messenger RNA, 5352 nt
Organism: Topomyia yanbarensis
Lineage: Eukaryota; Metazoa; Arthropoda; Insecta; Diptera; Culicidae
Gene: Kdm2
Product: jmjC domain-containing histone demethylation protein 1
Exons: 4
Coding region: 583-4275 (1230 amino acids)
Biological process (GO): protein demethylation; regulation of transcription by RNA polymerase II
Molecular function (GO): protein binding; zinc ion binding; DNA binding
Source: RefSeq, a predicted model, not a curated record